AGAAGCAGAAGCGGAGCAAAAAGUGAGCGGAAGGUGGAAAUUUCCACAAAACAAAAAUAGCCAACAAAUUCGCACAGAAUGCACAAAAGUGCGCCACCUUGGCAUUGUAAUGCAACUUUAGCUGCCACGCAAGCAGCAGCUGCAGCAACAACCUCGCACGGAAGCUGUAAUGCUGGUAACCGAAUAGCGACAACAACAACAACAACAAAUCUGGUGAUAAGAUCCGAAAAGUGCGCAGCAUCUUUAUCAUCAACUGCUACAGCAGCAGCCACCCCCGCCUCCCACACUUCGCCCCGCAUACAAUGGCUACUGCUAAUCGUAGUGUUGACACUGCAAUUGCAGUUGCAACUGCCGCAUGCAACGGCAACGCACAUCAGCGGCGAAUUCCACACGGCGGACUUCUUUCAGUUCCUCGCAAAGUUCGGUUUCCAGAAGGCUGAUCCGCCCGCGCCGCGCAGCCUCCCAUCCUAUGGCUAUAUCUAUGGCAAUGUGACGUCACGGGACGUAUACAGUGCACCCGUCACGCUCGUCGUCCUCGACAAGUCGACGUUCGUCGACUUCUACAGCAAUCGUAGCUAUCGUGACCGGGAGAUUGCCUGUUCUCGUAUGUUCUCGCACCUGCAGCACAUCGUCUACGAUCCCGACUGCAAUCCCCAAGGCAAACGCGACUUUCUGCGUCGUGUGCCCUGCCCAGCGGGCCAGCUGUGCGUCGACGAGGAUGCGCCCUCGAAUGUUAUCGGCGGACAUCAGUUCACCUAUGUCAUUGACCUGGAGGGGGAGCCACGCUUCUGGUAUGUGGCACUGGUGGCCUGUUAUCGCAAUCGCAGCACCUGCGCCUGGCACGCCCACGAGCAGCUGGCACGGCUGAGCAAUCGGAGCAGCAGCCUGCUGGCCACGCUGCAGUAUGACAUCAAUCUGGUGAAUGUGCAUCCAAACAAUUCGGUGGCACAUCCGCUGACCUUUCAGUAUCCGUACGAUCAGCAAAAUCUGCUCGAAAUGUAUUUGAUUUUCAUGCUGGUCUACAUUGUGUUGCUGCCCAUGCAGAUCUAUGCGGUGCGUCACCAGAAGCAUCCAGUGACCAAACUAUUCACGCUCAGUCUGCUCAGUGAGUUUGUGAGUCUGGCUCUGAUCACAGCCCAUCUCAUCCGCUAUGCAGCGAAUGGUGAGGGUGAGCCGAAUAUGCAAGCUGCCGGUGAUGUGCUGGACAUACUCAGUCGCACCACAUUUAUGCUGAUCCUACUGCUGCUGGCCAAGGGUUGGGCAGUGACCCGGCAGCAAAUCAGUCGCACCGGCUGGAUCAUAUUGAUGUCAAUUUGGGUGCCAUACUGUGCGUUCCAUGUGUUUCUCUACAUUUGGGAUCGGACGGAGGUGGAUAUUAUAUCAGACAGUGAUGAAUACCAAUCCUGGCCCGGCUGGAUUGUUUUAAUUUUGCGCACCUCGUUUAUGAUGUGGUUUUUGUACGAGCUGCGCAAUACAAUGAAGUAUGAGCAUUCGAGCAAGAAGCUGGACUUUUUAUUGCACUUGGGUGCGUCCAGUUUGGUGUGGUUCAUCUACUUGCCGAUUGUCGCAAUUGUUGCGCUGCAAGUGAGUCCCAUGUGGCGCUACAAACUGCUGCAGGGCAUCACCAAUUCCGCUGAUUGCAUGGCCUACUGUGUCAUGACCGGACUGCUGUGGCCCAAUCGUGCCGGGCAAUAUCUUCUGUUAGCGGGCACCAAAUAUGCAGGCAUGGAUGAGCUGGACGAGUUCAAUGAGGCGCCACAUAUAGUGAGGGAGCGAGAGCGUCGUCUCAAUUCGCCACCGGAUGAUGUAUCGAUUGGUACAAACAGCGGUGGACGCGGCAUGGUUCUGUCCACAAGCAUACCACAUUCGCUCAAUGGCGAUUUGCUGGAGGCAGAAGAUUUGGAUGCCGAAUUACUUACGGAUCUGAACAAGAAUAGUCAUAUUGUGGCAUAGUCGGUUGUGGCGAAUCAGAGAUUACAAUUAUAUACAAAUAUAUAAUCAACGGCAACAACGGGUUAAUUACUAAGCUUAGUAGUCAAAAUGUGCUAAAAUGAAGAAACGGCAAGAAUGUUAAUCAUACUACAACACACCCAUAUACCACACAUACAUCCACAUAUAUAUAUAUAUAUAUAUAUAUAUAUAUUAUAUUUACUUACAUAUAUAAAAUAGAUAUAAUCCAUAUAGUUUUUAGCCGCCUACAACGAAGUUAGUGAGAGUGCAAAGUGCAGCAAAGAUAAAGAUUGUUGUGUGAUUUAUCUAAUAUAUGCUUAUAUUUAAAUUAGAUUUUGUUCGACGAGAUAAGUUAACUUAGAAAAGUACGCAUAGAUUGGCAAACAAAACGCUUGAGAAUUAUUUCAUUGUGGUACCCAAUAAGUUUACAAUUUUUAGAAGAUUUAAGCUCCCCCACACACACACACACACACACACAUUAUCAUUCAAAGCAAAAACAAACAAACAAAACAAAAAAGAUUUUUUGAUAAGAAUUAAACAUGAAGCAGCUGUAGUGAAGUUUAAUAUUAAGUACAAGAAAAGAAAAUUGCAUACAAAACCAAAUUCGAAGUGAAUGCGAAAUAAAUCAAAUCAAUCAUUUUUAA
Molecule: messenger RNA, 2594 nt
Organism: Drosophila grimshawi
Lineage: Eukaryota; Metazoa; Arthropoda; Insecta; Diptera; Drosophilidae
Exons: 5
Coding region: 79-1953 (624 amino acids)
Biological process (GO): response to pheromone; G protein-coupled receptor signaling pathway
Source: RefSeq, a predicted model, not a curated record